Messenger RNA from Ascochyta rabiei, 951 nucleotides. RefSeq lists its product as uncharacterized. Gene Ontology annotation, biological process: GPI anchor biosynthetic process. The transcript is spliced from 2 exons. Lineage: Eukaryota; Fungi; Ascomycota; Dothideomycetes; Pleosporales; Didymellaceae. Bases 1 to 951 code for a protein of 316 amino acids. The record is from RefSeq and is a predicted model, not a curated record. Gene Ontology annotation, cellular component: endoplasmic reticulum membrane; Golgi membrane.
AUGUUGGUGGCUUCGUUUUGGGUUGUGCCCAUAUUCAGUUCGGUAGUAUGGAUGGCCAUGUUAAUCACAAUGCUGGCCUAUUGGAGCGCGAAGGGACACCCAAUACUACCUACUAUGGCGGACCGGCCGUCGACAAUUCCUUACAUCUCUGAUAUCGGUGCACAAACCCUCAAGCCUAUGUUCAUCGCCAUGUCCGCAGUCACUGUGGUUACGUUCGACCUUGCCUUCAUUCUCGAGCGCUACCUGCGCCAUGCUGGCAAGCUCGCGCCCAACACUUCGGUCUGGCAGAAGGUCUAUUCUAUGAUCAGCACAAUAGCUGCAAUCGUAGGCGCAGUCGGUCUCAUCCUCCUCACCAUCUAUGACAAUUACCACCACGACCGCAUGCACAACAUUUGCUUGGCCGUUUUCAUCAUUGGCUACAUUGUCAGCGCAAUCUUCAUCUGCUGGGAAUACCAACGUCUGGGAAUCCAUUACCGCGAACACUCGAUUCUCCGCAUAUCCUUCUGGGUCAAGCUCGCGUUCAUCAUCGCAGAGAUCAUCCUAUGCAUAAUUUUUGGUGUUACCCAGAUAUACGACUACUAUAACGUAGCCGCUGUGUUUGAGUGGAUCAUUGCCUUUGUUUACACCUGGUACGUGUUGAGCUUCUUCAUCGACUUCCUGCCCGCAGUACGCGGCAAGCACCACCAAAGCUACCAGACCGAGAUGCAAAUGGCCGAGGAGGCUGGACCUCAACCCAGAACCAUGGGCGACGGUGCGGCUGAGAGCCAACAAUACUUCCGCGGUCAGCCGACAAAUGAUGUGCCUCACGUCGACGGCAACGGACGAAUUACCGAUGCGUACACCAACGGCUACGGCAAUGGAGAGCCUGGUCAGAACUUCUAUCCCAACGCCAACGGCUACAACAACCAGUAUCCUAAGCCAGUGGCGCCUCUACCAUCGAGGAACUUCUAG